This is a messenger RNA of Trypanosoma conorhini, 807 nucleotides long. RefSeq lists its product as uncharacterized. Lineage: Eukaryota; Euglenozoa; Kinetoplastea; Trypanosomatida; Trypanosomatidae. The coding region runs from base 1 to 807 and encodes 268 amino acids. The transcript has a single exon. The record is from RefSeq and is a predicted model, not a curated record.
AUGUCAGCUGCUCUGCAGUGUGUGGCGCUUUUGUUGUUCGUUUCCUGCCAGUGUCCGGGGCUUGUGUCAGCUGACGCUGGAGGAGCGACGGUCGCAGCUCUGCGACGACUGCGGGAGGCGGUGGCCCGACACGAUGUGGAUGAGGUGAAUCGUGUGCUUCGUGGCCAAUCGCUCCAGCGGCAGCUGGCAUUUCGCGCCCCAUCGCCCCUGUACUGGGUGGCCAAUGAAAGGACCGACUCUGAGGACCUUCUUCGCAUCACGCAGGCCCUCCUGGACUACUUUGGCGAGAGCAAUUACGACUACGACAGGUUCCAUCCUCUAACGCGCGCGGCUCGCCACCAUCUCGGAGGCGUCAUGGCCGUCCUGCUCAAUUGGCCGGGCACCAUCAAGGAGGUGCACGCGAGGUAUCUCUGGUGCGAGGAUCUUCUUUCACUGCCCGAGUCCGUGCGGGUCAUCAUCACACCUGAGAGCCCACGAUGCUUUCGUGAAUUUAUUCGUGUGGUCGACUCUGAAGAGAGCGAAUUGGCGAAAGCGGCGCGGCAGCACCAGCGGGGCGCGGAAGAUGCUGUUGUAGAGGAGUUUGAUUGGUCAAACCCUUUUCUGAACCCGCCACCGGGGCAGAAGCCAAAUAUGAAGCAUUUUGUCAUGAAUCCAAGGGCUUUUGUAGACUUCUUUGAGGCUGUUGCAUACUACUUUUUGGGGGAGUGGCCCCCUUUCUAUACCACCGUCUACAGUGCAAUCGUCUUCGCGUUUAACUUUUUGGCGUGUGUGGUUUUCUUUGGGGCGUCGCGGCGGCGGCGGCGGUGA